Messenger RNA from Acanthosepion pharaonis, 456 nucleotides. The record is from the annotation of a GenBank genome assembly. Lineage: Eukaryota; Metazoa; Mollusca; Cephalopoda; Sepiida; Sepiidae.
AUGGAAAUCGAUUUCAACAUAUUCUCUAUUAACCUUUUCUCCAUGAUACUGCGCAAUUCAUUUUCUUCGAUUAAAUACAUUCAGUCUUCCUGUUUCUUCUUUCAUACUGUUCUCAAAACUAUCUAUCUAUCUAUCUAUCUAUAUAUCUAUCUAUCUAUCUAUCUAUCGAUUUUUAGCAUCAAAUAUACCCCGUCUCUCAAACUCCACCUAUAUAUGGGUAUUCGCAUACCUGUAUGCAUUGAAAAUAUUACUUUUCUCUCAGUGUGUCAUAUUUUCACUCACACGCUAUACACAAGUGGGGGGCCCAAAAGUAACGGGAAUCGUUUUCUGUGUGACAAGCCCGUUGUAGUUCAGGCUUCCACAGCUAGAUGCCAUUUGAGGCGACCCCCAGGCAUCAGUGUGCUAACUGGUGUCAUCGUGGGAAGACGUACAGCUCCGUGGUUCACAUUUGUUUAG